Messenger RNA from Penaeus vannamei (Pacific white shrimp), 893 nucleotides. NCBI's taxonomy places the organism in Eukaryota, Metazoa, Arthropoda, Malacostraca, Decapoda, Penaeidae. The record is from RefSeq and is a predicted model, not a curated record.
AUGCUCGAGGACCCCGUGGCCGCCCAGUACAUCGACGGAACGGCCGUGCACUGGUACUCCGAUCAGUGGGUCGGUCCCUCGGUCAUGGACGAGACGCACAUGCUCUUCCCGGACAAGUUCCUGCUCUACACCGAGGCUUGUGAAGGCUGGGACGCCCCCGCCGAGGACAGCGUGAGGCUCGGGCAGUGGAGUCGGGCUGAGAAAUACGCUCAUUCCAUCUUGGAGAACAUCAAUCACUUUUCGACGGGUUGGGUUGACUGGAACAUGGCGCUGGACAUGGCUGGUGGACCGAACUGGGCUGAUAAUUAUGUGGAUUCCCCGAUUAUCAUCAAUGCUGACGCCGACGAGUUCUACAAGCAGCCCAGCUUCUACGCCAUGGGCCACUUCAGCAAGUUCGUCUUCCCUGGCGCCAAGAGGGUGUUCUCUACCACCGUGUCUGAGGAGGACGUCGAGGUGGUGGCCUUCCACGAAACCGGGGGGAGGAACGUCUUGGUUUUCCAUAACAGGGGAGAGGAAGCGAAGAACCUCACAGUCACAGACGAAACCGGAAUUUACCUCAAUUUCCCCAUUCCAGCCAAGGCUCUCCAGACCGUUCUCUAUUAAGAGGCAAAGAUUCAAGGAGUGACUUAAGUAAUUGCAAAACUCCCACAAUAUAGUUGAGGGUAACUAAAGUAUGGAUAAAGUCACCCAAAUGGAGUAAUCUCUUUAUUAUGUAUGUCUUCGAAUUAACCAAAAAACAAGGUAUUAACGUUUAUGUAAUAUUUACGUACAUAAUAAACAGGGAAAUAGAAUAUGACAUUCCUUGGUGCUGCCAAAUAGCGCGCGAAUGAGGAACAUUUUAAAAUAUUGUGAUUGACAGAAACAAGAAAUGAUAAUAAAACAGGUUGAAGAUG